UACUGAGAAAGAAAGCAAGGAAGAACCAGACACUAAGAUGAUGUACUGAACUAAGAGCGGUGACGUGAACGCUGCACUCCUCCUAUGUGUGGCUCGUCAGACGGUGGCAGGACCGGGAUUGGUCAGCUGUUGUUGCUGUAGCAGCUUGUGUCGGCGCUGUGGGGAGGGAGGGGGCGCUAUAAAAACCCGCUCCCCCACUCCGAGAGCUUCACUCUGGAGCGGAAAGCGAACAGGAGGGUUGGUCGACGUGGCACCAAGGGACCCACCCCCAACCCCCUGUAUUUACCAACAACAGGCGUCUAUUUCCCAGCACUGAACCGUCCUAGCACACGGACUCUCUCUGACAAAAAAAGUCCCUCUACCUCGACAAAUAAAUGCCAAGAGAAACAACACAAGCGCCACUAGAUAAGGAUCGCUGCUCAGAAGUGGAGAGAAAGACGAACAGUCGGACAAACACGUAGAGAAAAACAAGACGCGCGCACGGAUCGUCGCCGUUGCCUUUUUUUUUUCUCAAUGCAUACUCUUUGUGCCCGGGGAACGAUGAAACCAGAGAUCAACGCCGCCGUCGGAUUUCUGACGAGAUUUCUGAGGGUAAAAGGACACGUAAACGAUCGACAGGUCCAAACGUUCAGCCAAAGCUUACAGGACAUUUUGUCAGAGCAAUAUAAGCACCACUGGUUCCCAGACAGGCCCUGCAAGGGUUCAGGUUACCGCUGCAUCCGUAUAAACCACAAGAUGGACCCACUGGUGUGGCAGGCAGGCCAGCGCAUUGGCAUGACCAUCCAGCAACUCUACCUGGUGCUGCCUAGUGAGCUCACGCUGUGGGUGGACCCCUUCGAGGUGUCCUACCGUAUCGGCGAGGACGGCUCCAUCUGCGUCCUGUAUGAGUCACAGCCCUGCCCCCCAGGAUUGCCGGCAACAGCCACCACCGGCUCCCCCUCAGGAAACAGCGGGCCGAUGGGCCCCAUGGUGGACAGUCACAUCAGCUGUAAGGAGGAACUGAUGGUGCUGGGCAGAUCCAGUCCCUCCAAAGCCUACAACAUGAUGACUGUGUCCAGUUAAAGAGGCACACUGUCACCCCUGCCUACUUUUGUUCAGGGUCAUGCCGUGGCUGGUCAGAUCAUAUGACCAGAUCAGGGUGAGCCUUUUUAAAGCUAAGAAUAUGAAAUGAAAUAGUGAAAGAAGAAAAAAGAGAAAAAAAAAACAGAGGAUGUGGCCUAUCGUCCAGGUGAUGGAAACCUUGUAGGUUUGAUAUUUUUUACCCUCUCUCCCCCCCAUUAUCAUCUGUUCUGUUUUGUCAUUGGAUCAGCUGGGCACUCCGUUUUUUAGGAGAGGCUUUGUGGAAAAGGAACUGUUGGGGCAGCUAAAACAACCAACCAACCCGGAACCCCCACAGAGAAUGGCUCUGCACCCCCCCCCCGACUGUAAACAACAUGGUGAUCAGCUCCAUUUCAGAAGGGGCUGUCACUGACUGUGCACUUUUCCUACUUGUUACUAUGGGUACAUGUUCAACACACCACCGCAAAACACCAAAACCUAAAUUGUAAGGAAUUUUUACCAGGAACUACUCCUUGAAUUUAAAAAAAUCCAGAGGUUAUUUAAUUUGCUGCUGUUCAUUUUUGUUUCUUGGGUGGGGGGUUUGAGGUUUAGACUGAGUCUUUCGCCAUCCAAGCUCAAGGUAAAGAAACACCCAAUUAGAGCAUCUCUAUUUUCUAUAAAACCCUCUUUUUGGACCACAGGGAAUUAGUUUUCUUUAUCUUGUAGCUGGAAAAAGGCUUUCGGUCUCAACUUCUCUUCCUCCCCCUCAACACACAUCAACACUGAGCUUCAGCAAACCCUUAUCUGAACCCCUUCUCGGCCUGUAUGUAAGUGCAAGUGGAAUGUGUUCUGACACCUGUUACCUAUGGAUACCAGUGUGUCCUGUUGCACUGUCACCCUCCCAUCACCCAUGUGUAGCUUUCCAGGGGAGGGCAGGGGAUCCAUCUCCUUCCCCCUCCCCUUAGUUAAUGAAUGUUGUUGAAAUUCACAAUCAAGUUCCUGUGUUGUUCAUUUUGCCCCCUUUUCCUUCCACCACUUUGUCAUCUCCCACAUCACCAAAAUUCAAAGUGUAGCAAAGGGGGUCCUAUUUUACCCAAAUUUUGGUCAUGUGGCCCUGUUAUAAUUUACAUUGAAUGCACUUUGACGUUAGAUUGUGUGGGAUGUGUACUUUUUUUUUAUUUCUUAGAGAAAAUCGCCUGCAUUCCAUCCUUUCGAAUGUCAUCUUUUCACACCGUUUUAUUGCCCUCCUCAUUUUAGCCGUUUGUUCAUACUGUAGCUCCCACGUUGGGAUAGACUAAUGUCUAUUAAAUUGGGAGUGCAACUCUGGAUUUCAAAACCCUUUUUUUGUUUUGUUUUUUUAACACUGUAUUUGUGAACAUUUCAGAGCUGUUGAUUUUAGGUGGAGAGUAUUUUUGGUGGUAUGUUAGAAACAUUCUGUCAUCCGUUCAUAUGGCACUGUUCGCUCUGGCAGGAUGCAGAGCUAAGCUUUUUUUCCCCCCCAGACACACAGAUGGUGAUUUGUGUUGCUGAUAGGAAAACAAAGUUAGUCUGAAAGGUCUGGACUAAGUGAUGACUGUGUGAGACUUUGGCCAAAAGGAGGUCUGGAGCACUGACUGUUCAGAGAUUAAUUUUAACUUGACUUAAAAACACCAGGCCUUGUCAGUCUUAUAUUUUCAUUUGCAUUAGCUAUUUCCAAGGUCUUGUAAAAGGGAGAGCAUUGCCUUAUGGAGACCUCUUUGUCAUGAAUUUUGAGCCAUUUGUGAUUUUUAAACUAAAAUCAGGCUAAUGUGAACCAGCCUGGUUAACUGUGCUGCCUGGACCCUUGCUGGAGGUGUCCCCUUUCCAGCAUGGCAGCUUCAAAUCCCCCACCUCGCCCCUCCUGGUGUGGGGGUUAGAGUGCCUAAAGUGCUACAUAUCACCCCUCAGCUCAGACCUCCUGUUCAGCCAAAAGCAAGCCAGCAUGCUGCUAGCUGACCCCCUGUGGAUGCAGGUAGACUUAAUGUGACACAUAUCAUCAUCCAUCACCGUGGGGAGCUGGGUAAGGAAGGCAGGGACAGGGGAGCUGGUGUGAGAGAGGGGGGGCCAGGGCCGGACUCUUUUUGUCCAGGGCAGCUAAAAUCCCUCCAGCCCCCCCUCUGGACUUAUUCAACAUCCCCCACCCUGACCAGAAGCCCUCGAUACUCCCUCAGCAGUGAUGGAUACAAAACCAGCACACGCGCUUUGCGUGCUCAAGCUGCACUAGGGGGGCUAGUGAGAGACGAGGAAACAUGGAUCAAAGAUGAAGAAUUGAGGGUACUAGGCCAUUGUUUCUGUUUUCAUCUCACUGGAUUGCGCUGCACUUGAUUACUGAGUUUGAGUAGCGACUUUGUUUACAUGCAUAUGAAAGGAUGUGAUGGCUGUCUGACGUACCCCCCCCCCAAUCCUGGUUCUGGGGCUGAAAGGUUAACAGCAAGCUGGAACAGAUGCUGGGCCAGCUUCGGUUGUUGCUCGGGCCUUCCCGCUGGCCAAAUCUGUCACGGCAGGCUGGUUCACUGCUCAUCACCAGACCUAUGGGUGUUUAAGCUCUCCUAAGCCUGAGAGGAUCAUGGGUAAUAGAGCUAUAGCCUUUGACGCACUGCAACCCCUAACCCCCCCGCUCUCUGCUGAUGCUCCCUUCGUGAAUUCUGUGAACAGCAGUGAUCCCAUGUUGGCCAGAUAGAGAGGAGCUCGCUGGGAUGGGAGCCCAGAGUUUUGGUUUCUGUGGUGGACACCAGUUUUAAAAUCACGCUGCUCCAUUAAAGCUUUUUUUUUUGUGUGUGUGUCAUGUGACAAGAUGUUACGAGAUUGGUCUAUAUUUCGGGCGCGAGAUGAUCGUCUUGUCUCACUUUUCUCUAGAUGUAUUUUAUGGUCACACUGGUAGACUUUCUCAUCUUUCCACUCUGACAUCCCCAUUUUCUCCUCUUCAUCCUCUUAAGAGGAUUUUUAGUCUGGUUAUCUAACACACUUUUAAUAGACCUUGUUUUUAGAGCUAUAAAAAUCCAAAAAAUGAAACCCAAAUCCCCUUCGAUACCUUCUCAACUGUACCACCACCCAAAAUGGUUUAAGUCCUCAGUAAUAUUGAUUUAUUUAAAUGGAAUCCAUUCAGCUUGUGCACACAUAGGUUACAGAUUUGUUGUGUGAGUGCUUUGAGUCUGGGUCAGAGGUAAAAUAGCACAUAAAAUGCACUAAAUAUGUCAAGUUGAAGUUGUGUGACAUUUUUUUGAGACGCGAGGAGUCUCUCCUGGAAUGUAUUGCCAAACUCAGGCCUCAGACAUUCAAUAAAUACCCUUGUGGAAAAGUUGUGCAUGUUAAGACAUGAAACAGGAAGGGAACAGCAGUUUUGUUGUUGUUGUUGUCGUCAAAAUUGUCAUUGAUUAGUUGAAUUAUUGCCACUUUCACAUUUGAGGUGUUUUACAUAUUGUAGAAUGUAUUGUAACUGUACAACAAAUGGUAGAGUACAUAACAUUACACAUGGGAAGUGCCAAUAAUUGCUAUCCUGAGGUGUUUUUAGAUGUAUUCCUUUUUGUAUUUCAUCUUUUAACAUGGAUAACUCUUUUCGUAAGUUAAGCCAUUUGUGAUGGGAGUGUUGGCAAGGACCAAAGUUGUUUUGGUAAAAAAUAUUAGUUUCCAUGAUCUGUAAGUGUAGACGUAUCCUUUGUUUUUGUUUUUUUUUCUCUUUUUUCUUUUCAGUUUUUUUCCCCUUUUUUUUCUAUUUACCUACAAAACCAGAAAAUAGACAAAAAAAUCUGAGCUUACCCAAGAAGAAAAGCUGUCUAUCUUGUGAUCUCAUGUUAGUACACCUUUAUCGUGUUCAGUUUCUUUUCCUUGGGUAUGUUGUGAUGAACUGCUGUAAAUUUGUACAGUUCAUGUAAAUUGAUUGUGCGGAAGUUGUACAGAUUUCUAUAUUUUGGAAGAAAAGUUUCGUUUUUUUUUUCUCUGUAAUAAAAGAUUUCCUAUCUUGGCAUCAUA
Messenger RNA from Siniperca chuatsi (mandarin fish), 5025 nucleotides. RefSeq names its product B-cell translocation gene 1, anti-proliferative (gene btg1). Gene Ontology annotation, cellular component: cytoplasm; nucleus. Gene Ontology annotation, biological process: negative regulation of cell population proliferation; negative regulation of mitotic cell cycle. The transcript is spliced from 3 exons. Lineage: Eukaryota; Metazoa; Chordata; Actinopteri; Centrarchiformes; Sinipercidae. The record is from RefSeq and is a predicted model, not a curated record. The coding region runs from base 514 to 1062 and encodes 182 amino acids.